Cornus florida is the source of this 540-nucleotide messenger RNA. RefSeq lists its product as uncharacterized. The record is from RefSeq and is a predicted model, not a curated record. The transcript is spliced from 3 exons. The coding region runs from base 1 to 540 and encodes 179 amino acids. Lineage: Eukaryota; Viridiplantae; Streptophyta; Magnoliopsida; Cornales; Cornaceae.
AUGAGCAAGAAGAAAGAAGAAAAGGAACACACAAAUUUGUUGCCUGAUUUUGAUGACAUGGAUGAUCAAGAUGAGGAUGAUGGAACAAUAAUUGAUGUUAAGGGUAAAAGAGUAGCAAGUGGAACUGGAAGCAAUAAUAUUCAAUCAAAAAAGAAAAAGCAGAAAGGUCCUAUUGAUUUGUACUUCACCCCUCCUCCGGAACAAAUUGGAACAUCAAAUGUGAUUCAAGUAGUCACUGAUAGUGCCUCUUCUAAUGUUGUGGCAGGGAGAAUAUUGGAGGGAAGGCAUCGACAUUUGUAUUGGUCACCUUGUGCUGCACAUUGUGUGGACUUGAUGUUGGAGGAUAUUGCUAAGAUCCCAAAGAUAAUGAUGACCAUAAAGAGAGUUAUAAUGUUAAAUGGUUAUAUUUAUAACCGUUCGGGUUUGUUGAACAUGAUGGGCGUUAUACUGGACAUAAAGAGUUGCUUAGACUUGCAACGACUCGAUUUGCCACUUCAUUUAUCACGUUAUCAAGCAUCCAUCAUCAAAAGGAUUGCUUGA